Messenger RNA from Myripristis murdjan (pinecone soldierfish), 3928 nucleotides. It is a transcript of the gene washc5, whose product is annotated as WASH complex subunit 5. Gene Ontology annotation, biological process: regulation of actin nucleation; endosome organization; actin filament polymerization. The transcript has 29 exons. The record is from RefSeq and is a predicted model, not a curated record. Bases 226 to 3705 code for a protein of 1159 amino acids. Gene Ontology annotation, cellular component: WASH complex; endosome. NCBI's taxonomy places the organism in Eukaryota, Metazoa, Chordata, Actinopteri, Holocentriformes, Holocentridae.
UUUAAACUGGUAUUCAGAAGUUAAUAUAAAUCUUGAUAUGUCUCGAGGUGUCUCGUGCGUUGCUGUCGGCAGCCUUGAAUGUGGAGUUAGCAUCAGGGCUAAUGAGAGCAGCUAGCAGGAGUGUUCAGGUAGUAACUCAAUCGCAGAAUCACAGGAUCAAGGUGGGACUUGUUCCUGCAUCAUCUUCCUUCUCCUCCUCCUCCUCCUCUUCCUCCUGCUGCCGCUAUGUUGGACUUCCUAGCUGAGAACAACCUGUGUGGCCAGGCUGUCCUCAGGAUAGUGUCCAGAGGAAAUGCCAUCAUCGCCGAGCUGCUGCGCCUCUCUGAGUUCAUCCCAGCAGUGUUCAGGCUCAAGGACAAGAGCGACCAGCAGAAAUAUGGAGACAUCAUCUGUGACUUCAGCUACUUCAAGGGUCCAGAGUACUAUGAGGGGAAGCUGGAAGCCAAACCAGAGCUUCAGGACUUGGAUGAAGAAUUCAGAGAGAACAACAUUGAGAUCCUGUCACGGUUCUAUCUGGCUUUCGAAAGUGUCCACAAAUACAUCGUGGACCUUAACAGAUAUUUGGAUGACCUACAUGAGGGUGUUUAUAUUCAGCAGACCCUGGAGACUGUGCUUCUCAAUGAGGAUGGAAAGCAGCUCUUAUGUGAGGCUCUGUACCUGUAUGGAGUCAUGCUGCUGGUUAUAGACCAGAAGAUUGAGGGGGAGGUCAGAGAGAGGAUGCUAGUUUCCUACUAUAGAUACAGUGCUGCCCGUUCCUCAGCUGACUCCAACCUGGAUGACAUCUGCAAGCUCCUGCGUAGCACCGGCUACUCCAGCCAGCCUGGAGCCAAACGACCAGCCAACUACCCAGAGAGCUACUUCCAGAGGGUUCCCAUCAGCGCGACCUUUAUCAGCAUGGUCAUCGGGAGACUGCGCUCAGAUGACAUCUACAACCAGGUAUCUGCCUACCCACUGCCAGAGCACAGGAGCACAGCGCUCGCUAACCAGGCAGCCAUGCUGUAUGUCUGCCUGUACUUCACUCCCUCCAUCCUGCACACCCAGCAGGCCAAGAUGAGGGAGAUAGUGGACAAAUACUUCCCUGACAACUGGGUUAUCAGUAUCUACAUGGGGAUCACGGUGAACCUGGUGGAGGCCUGGGAACCCUACAAAGCUGCCAAAACGGCUCUCAACUACACCCUGGACUCAGCCAACAUCAAAGAGCAGGCAAGUCGGUAUGCAGCUAGCAUGGAGAGCCUGAAGCCUCAGGUGCAGCAGCUGCUGAAGGAAGGCUUCCUCAGGGAGGAGAUUGUCCUCGACAACAUUCCCAAACUGCUCAACUGCCUGCGGGACUGCAAUGUCGCCAUCCGCUGGCUGAUGUUGCACACUGCAGACUCAGCCUAUGACCCCAACAACAAACGACUGCGUCAGAUCAAAGAGCAAGUGAUCAAUGACUCCAAGUACAACCCUAAGAUCCUGUUCCAGCUACUUCUGGACACCGCUCAGUUUGAGUUCACACUCAAAGAAAUGUUCAAGCAGAUGCUGUCAGAGAAGCAGAUCAAAUGGGAGAGCUACAAGAAAGAGGGAUCAGAGAGAAUGACUGAGCUGGCUGAGGUCUUCUCUGGGGUCAAACCCCUCACCAGGGUGGAGAAAAAUGAGAACUUACAGGCCUGGUUCAGGGAAAUCUCUAAGCAGAUUGAGUCUCUAAACUAUGAAGACUCGACAGCUGCUGGGAGGAAGACAGUCCAGCUCAUACAGGCCCUUGUCGAGGUCCAGGAGUUCCACCAGCUUGAGUCGAACCUGCAGGUCUGUCAGUUCCUGGCUGACACAAGGAAGUUCCUCCACCAGAUGAUUCGCACCAUAAAUAUCAAAGAGGAAGUCCUCAUUACGAUGCAGAUAGUAGGAGACCUGUCCUAUGCAUGGCAGAUCAUUGACAGUUUCACAUCCAUAAUGCAGGAGAGCAUCAGAGUUAACCCCUCCAUGGUCACCAAACUCAGAGCAACGUUUCUGAAGCUGGCAUCUGCCUUGGACCUUCCUUUGCUAAGAAUCAACCAGGCGAACAGUCCAGACCUGCUGAGUGUUUCCCAGUUCUACUCUGGAGAGUUGGUAGCUUAUGUUAGAAAGGUGCUGCAGAUCAUCCCAGAGAGCAUGUUCACCUCUCUGGCCAAGAUCAUCAAGCUGCAGAUCCAUGACAUCAUGGAGGUGCCCACGCGGCUGGACAAGGACAAGCUUAAGGACUACUCCCAGCUGGGGGCUCGCUAUGAAGUGGCUAAACUCACCCAUGCCAUCUCCAUUUUCACUGAGGGGAUCCUGAUGAUGAAAACCACUCUGGUUGGGAUCAUCAAGGUGGAUCCUAAGCAGCUUCUCGAGGAUGGCAUCAGGAAAGAGCUGGUGAAGAGAGUGGCUUAUGCUCUGCACAAAGGAUUGAUCUUCAAUCCCAAGGCUAAGCCCAGUGAGUUGAUGCCCAAGCUGAAGGAGAUGGCAGCCACCAUGGACGGUUUCUACAGGUCAUUUGAGUACAUCCAGGACUACGUCAGUAUCUAUGGCCUCAAGAUUUGGCAGGAGGAGGUGUCACGCAUCAUUAACUACAACGUGGAGCAGGAGUGCAACAGCUUCCUCAGGACCAAGAUCCAGGACUGGCAGAGUGUGUACCAGUCCACCCACAUCCCCAUCCCCAAGUUUCCCUCUGUGGAUGAGUCUGCCACCUUCAUUGGCCGCCUCUGCAGAGAGAUCCUCCGAAUCACUGAUCCCAAGGUGACAUGCUACAUCGACCAGAUGAAUACCUGGUAUGACAUGAAGAGCCAUCAGGAGGUGACCAACAACAGGCUGUUCUCUGAGAUCCAGGACACCCUGGGGACCUUCGGCCUCAACGGACUGGACCGUCUGCUCUGCUUCAUGAUUGUCAAGGAGCUGCAGAACUUCCUGACGAUGCUUCAGAAGACCAUCCUGAGGGACAAAGCUGUGGUGGACGUCUUCAAGGCAAUGCUUACUGCUGCCAACCCAGUCCAGGGCAUUGUGGUUAAUGCCAGCAAAGUGUAUGCCAGUGCUGUGGCCAAAACCCAGAAGAUCUGGGGGGCGUACUUGGAGGCAAUCAUGAAGGUGGGUCAGAUGCAGAUUCUCAGACAGCAGAUUGCUAAUGAGCUGAACUACUCCUGCAAGUUUGACUCCAAACACCUGGCCGCUGCCCUGGAGAACCUCAACAAGUCUCUGCUGGCAGACAUUGAGGCCCACUACCAGGAUCCGUCUCUGCCCUACCCUAAAGAGGACAACACCCUCCUGUAUGAGAUCACUGCCUACCUGGAGGCUGCCGGUAUCCACAACCCGCUCAACAAGAUCUACAUCACCACCAAGCGCCUGCCAUACUUCCCCAUCAUCAACUUCCUGUUUAUUAUAGCUCAGCUGCCUAAACUACAGUACAGCAAAAACCAGGGUAUGACGUGCAGGAAAGCUGCAGACCCGGUGGACUGGCCUCCCCUCGUCCUUGGCCUGCUCACCCUGCUGAAGCAGUUCCACUCCAGAUACACGGAGCAGUUCCUGGCUCUCAUCGGUCAGUUCAUCCGCUCUGUCAUGGAACAGUGCACCAGUCAGAAGAUCCCUGACAUGCCCUCUGAUGUGGUGGGAGCUCUCAUGUUCCUGGAAGACUAUGUAAAGUACACUAAGCUGUCGCGCAAGGUGGCCGAAGCUCAUGUACCCAGUUUCAUCUUUGAUGAGUUCAGAACGAUACUGUGAAGACCUGGAUGAAGCCUUUUCAUCAGCAGUGUAUGCUCAUAUUGACUGUUCAGUUAUUUACUUACACAUCAUUGUUUUGACCAUUAAUGUCUUAAUGCGCUAAUAUUACACUGUACAUAGUUAGAAGAGACAACUGUUAAAAUUGCCUAUAAUUUGACUUGCCAACUUUGUUUACCAUUGUGCCAUUGCCUAAAGAAAUUCAUAAUAAAUAUAAAUGUUUAUA